Phytomonas sp. Hart1 is the source of this 2481-nucleotide messenger RNA. The record is from the annotation of a GenBank genome assembly. Lineage: Eukaryota; Euglenozoa; Kinetoplastea; Trypanosomatida; Trypanosomatidae.
AUGUUCAAUAUCACGAAUGGAACUACCACCGAUCUCGGGGAUGUUGUGAUGUCAAAGGGCACUAUCUUUUUACAACACCCCAAGACAAUUUUGGGUGCUCUUGUUGGAAGUUAUUCUCAUUUAAAGGCCGAAGUAUUCAUAGUUUUGAUCGUUUUCCUUGUUAGUAUUGCACGCACGCUUUGGCCGAUCGCACUUGCGUUUUUACAUGAUGUUUACUCAGAGUAUCGAGGUUGGGUGGUGCGCAACAUUGUCUCUAUCUCAGCGGCUGUUUUUCACAUCAACGGCAUGCCGAACGACCGAAACACACUUCUUCAGAAUGCUAUUUUUAUGUACCUUUCACAACAUGUGUGGAGUAAAAAGGCGAUUCCACCAAAGACCUGGUGCAACAAGGCCUCCACCCUUCUUCUGAUGGAUCCUUUCAAGUCGCGUGUGUUUGAAAGUCGCGCAUCGCCAUUUUUUCUUUCUUCUUCAAGUGAAAAAGACGACGACAUGGUGACCCAUGGCGUCAGACGAUCGGUUAAGCAUCUUGAGCGGUUGCUGCUCAUACGACUGCCGAUUGGGGGAGAUUGGGUCGAUACGCAGGAUGAGGCUCACAUCGAAAUUAAUUAUCAUCGUCGGCAUGUUCGCAUCUCAGGCACUCUCACCGUCGAGCGCACAGUGAGUUUGCGAGCGAAAGGGUACGAUGCCGCCGCACGUCUGGAGUUCUUCACACAACGAUGCUUAAACUACUACAUUUCGCAGCUGCCAAAUUUGAACAAAAGCACUCGAAGUUUCUAUGAACUCCAGUCAACCAAUGAGAAGGAUCUCUUUGUCAAUAACUCCAGCAAUUCUAAGUCUAUUUUCAAGCGAUUCACUUUGAGUGAUGAUAAGAACUUCGACACACUUUUUUUCCCCGAUCGAAAGCGCAUUUUAAAGCUUGUGGACGACUUCCUUUUUCACCGUGGACGGUUUGCGCUAGAAGGCUUUCCACAUAAGCUUGGGUUCUUGCUAUACGGCCCUCCCGGGACUGGGAAGACGUCUUUUGUGAAGGCGCUCGCCGCGUAUACCGGGCGACAUAUCGUCUCAGUUCCACUUUCACUUGUCAAAUCCAAUCAGCAGCUUUUCGAUAUUUUCCUUAACCCUAAUUAUGUAUGUGUUGGAGAGUCGGAUGUACACACGGUGCCGAUGGAUGAGGUAAUUUUUCUCCUUGACGAUGUGAACGCAACCAGCCCACUUGUGUGUACGCGGGAGCGGAAAAGAAAGUUCAAAUGGCGUAAGCCGGCUGUGCUUACUGCUAAGGAAAUGGACCCCAUGGAUGAGAAAAGAGAAGAGUUCGAGGAGCAUAUUGUAUACUUGGAAGAAUUAAAGCAAACAAACCAGAUGACUGAAGGUAAUUAUAGGGCUCACAUCGGGGGGUCUUCUAGCCCCGAAGCGACGUUGGGAAUCCCAGGUAUGCACCCUUUGAUGCAGUCUGCGGGUAUGGAAAGCCCCCACAAUACUGGUGACUUUGAUAAAUCGGACUACAUCAUCCCCACCGGAAAUGAAUUUAAGAAGGAUUUGCUUAAACUGAUUGCGGCUGAGUCUGAACUUGCCUUGAGCAGGAAAUCUAAGUAUUCCAUACUGGAGAUGCUUCAAACGGCCGAUAAAUUGGACCUUUCGGGGUUGCUUAACAUCCUGGAUGGUGUUGUGGACACACCUGGUCGUAUGGUUGUGUUGAUCACAAACCACCCAGAGCGACUUGAUCCGGCGCUUGUUCGUCCUGGACGCAUCUCGCUACGGGUUCGAAUGGAUUUUGUGCGUUUUGAGGACCUUGCGGCGAUCGCUGGUCUUCAUUUUGGCGACUCUGCGCCACCGUCAGGUGUGUCCUUAACGGAAAUAAUGGAAAGUCUCACAACAACUUUUAGAAAGGAACAUAGCGAUGCCAUGAUGACCACACAGCCUAAAACUCUCCAUCCAACUGGCCCUACUACAAUGAAUGAAGAGAACGGAUGUUCUGCCGACAAGCUAGAUCAUAAAGUGGAUGAAGCCGAGAAAAGUACAGGGUCCUCAUUAAUGGAGCUAAAAAAUACGAAGUACAAGCAAGACAAGAGUACCAAUCAUAUGUAUCAAGAGGGUAAGUUAUGUAUUUUACCUGAAAAAGUUCCAAGUAAUGGGAUUCCAGACUACACAGAUGUCAGCAGUAAAAUGAGGAGCGUGCCCACGGGUGUGGCCGCGGCUCGUAUUCCACAUCGCAAACUUUCCGAGGCUCAAGUAAAUAUUUUAAGGGAACGGAUAGCCAAACUUGAGGCGGAGGCUGCGGGCGGGAAGACUAUUUCAGCGAAACCCCACCACUACGACAGCUGCGGCGAUGAGCCCGUCAUCAGUAAGAACACAGAGAGGAAGCGCUGCUUUAACUUUUAUAUCACACCCUCUGAGGUUGAGAUGUUGUGUUCCCAUAACGAAACCUUUGAAGAAUUUAUCGAUUCCUUUGAAAGUGUAGUUCGUGGCUAUUUGAAACUAUGA